AUGGUUCAGAUUGGACGCCUAAUAAUUGGACAGAAUGGCAUCUUAUCGACACCUGCGGUUUCCUGCAUUAUUAGGAAGAUCAAGGCGGCUGGAGGAAUCAUCCUGACUGCCAGCCAUUGUCCUGGAGGACCAGGGGGAGAGUUUGGAGUGAAGUUCAAUGUUGCCAAUGGAGGUCCUGCUCCAGAUGUUGUUUCUGAUAAAAUCUACCAGAUCAGCAAAACCAUCGAAGAAUAUGCUAUAUGUCCUGAUCUUCGCAUUGACCUUUCUCGACUAGGAAGACAGGAAUUUGACCUGGAGAACAAAUUCAAGCCAUUCAGAGUGGAGAUUGUGGACCCUGUGGAUAUCUAUCUCAACCUGCUUCGGACCAUUUUCGACUUUAAUGCCAUUAAGAGUUUGCUGACUGGGCCCAGCCAGCUGAAGAUCAGAAUUGAUGCAAUGCAUGGAGUGAUGGGCCCCUAUGUGAGAAAAGUUCUUUGUGAUGAGCUUGGAGCCCCCGCCAACUCGGCAAUAAACUGUGUCCCACUAGAAGACUUUGGAGGACAACAUCCUGACCCAAAUCUGACAUAUGCAACUACCCUUCUAGAAGCUAUGAAAGGAGGAGAAUAUGGGUUUGGAGCUGCAUUUGAUGCUGAUGGGGACCGCUACAUGAUCCUAGGCCAGAAUGGCUUCUUUGUGAGUCCUUCUGACUCCCUGGCCAUCAUUGCUGCCAAUCUCUCUUGCAUUCCAUAUUUCCGUCAGAUGGGUGUUCGAGGGUUUGGGAGAAGUAUGCCCACCAGUACAGCCCUGGACAGAGUGGCCAAAUCCAUGAAGGUCCCUGUGUACGAGACCCCAGCCGGAUGGAGAUUCUUCUCAAACCUAAUGGACUCGGGACGGUGCUCUCUGUGUGGAGAGGAGAGUUUUGGCACUGGGUCUGAUCACCUCCGAGAGAAAGAUGGCCUGUGGGCUGUUUUGGUCUGGCUGUCCAUUAUUGCUGCCCGGAAGCAGAGUGUGGAGGAAAUUGUCCGAGACCACUGGGCCAAAUAUGGCCGCCACUAUUACUGCAGGUUUGACUAUGAGGGGCUGGAGCCCAAGGCGACUUAUUACAUUAUGAGGGACUUGGAGGUCCUGGUCACAGACAAGUCCUUCAUCGGCCAGCAGUUUGCUGUGGGGAGCCAUAUCUACAGUGUGGCAAAGACAGACAGCUUUGAAUACGUGGACCCUGUGGAUGGUACCGUGACCAAGAAACAGGGUUUGAGGAUCAUUUUCUCCGAUGCAUCAAGACUCAUCUUCCGGCUCAGUUCCUCCAGUGGUGUGCGGGCCACCAUCAGACUCUAUGCGGAGAGCUACGAAAGGGACCCCAGUGGCCAUGACCAGGAGCCUCAGGCGGUGCUGAGCCCUCUCAUCGCCAUCGCACUGAAAAUAUCCCAGAUUCACGAGAGAACGGGUCGCAGAGGACCUACUGUCAUCACUUGAGCGGAAAAGGGAAGAUCUCCCACCAGGGCCAGAGAGAGCUCAGCAGGAGACGCCUCCCAGGCCUUCUUGCUACCUGUUGUGCCUCUUAGGACUUGGGAAGAACAAAAGUUCUUUUACUCUUGGGGGGUGAAAGGGUGGGUGGGAAAAGAAAAAAAACUGUUUUGUUUUGAUUUGUUCAGUUCCUCUAAAUGCCUCCUCCCAUAGUUGACUUUGAAUCUGCACUCUGUAUUUUAUCACGCUGAGGGGGUCUUCCUUUUCGAGA
Messenger RNA from Dipodomys ordii (Ord's kangaroo rat), 1714 nucleotides. RefSeq names its product phosphoglucomutase 5 (gene Pgm5). Bases 1 to 1452 code for a protein of 483 amino acids. Lineage: Eukaryota; Metazoa; Chordata; Mammalia; Rodentia; Heteromyidae. The transcript has 10 exons. Gene Ontology annotation, cellular component: adherens junction; sarcolemma; cytosol. Gene Ontology annotation, biological process: myofibril assembly; striated muscle tissue development; carbohydrate metabolic process. The record is from RefSeq and is a predicted model, not a curated record. Gene Ontology annotation, molecular function: magnesium ion binding; phosphoglucomutase activity.